This is a messenger RNA of Vitrella brassicaformis, 1189 nucleotides long. Lineage: Eukaryota; Vitrellaceae. The record is from the annotation of a GenBank genome assembly.
CUGGGACUUACCGCCCAGCAGAUCCUCUAUUCAGCUAACUACAGGAAAGGUCCUCACCGGCCUUUUCGCACACGGCUGCUGGCCACGGAUCGACGGCCAGUGCUCAUCGUUGCUUCUUCUGCUCACGUUAGCACCCAUUUCCUCGUCAACUCAUCUAUUUUCGAGCUCCGAGCUAGGACAUUUCGUGAAACUGCUCGUCGAAACCCUGAAGCCCAAACCCGUGCUUCGCUCAACAAAAACUUCAAACAAAACAGAUAAACAGGAGGUGCAUUCAGCCUUCGCCAGUCAGAUAGUCGCCGAGGGUCGCAGCUGACCGUUCCGUUCUUUUUCGCCCUCAAUCGUUGUGCUGGUUGGUGCUCCUGAUGGGAUGACUGCCAAGGUGAGGAAAAGAACAGACUCGCGGCUGCCAGAGGGCAUGCAUGGCAUGCACGUCCCGAUGCAUUGAUGUGCUUAUCGCCUGUUAUUCACUGCAUGCUUUAGGGACGCUCUGUGACGAAGCGCCGUGGUCGUGGGAGGACUGGUCGUGGGAGGACUGGUCGUGGGAGGACGGCAGCGGUGUGGCGCAAAGUGAGGUACGCCCGGCCAAAACACCAGCUGUCAGGAAGAGAAGCGUGCCCAUCGAUGGGCUCACAUGGCGGCUGUUCCUUUCGUUGUCUUCAGCACCAAGUCUUUGUCCGAGGUCUCCACCAGGGACGAUGCGUCGGCCAACCUCUCGCCCGACAGCACACCCACCGGUGCGCAUAACACACCCAGCAGAAAGACGAAGGCAUUCAUGUGAUUGUGAGAGUGAGAUAUCUGAGUGUGUGCGGAUCUGUAGGUAUGUGCAUCAGGCAGGGCACUGCUGCUGGCGGGUUCCCGUUGCUGGAAAGGGCGGACGCUGCCAAUGACACCAAUGAGAAGGUGAGCGUGACACUCCAGAAAGAUAUCAGCCACAUCAUGCCUGCCUGCUUUUUUCGGCGUUGUGUUCGUGCAGCAGACGCGCCGUCCGCCCCGCUGACUGGUGCAAUACCCGAAAAUGGUGCCCUUUGAGGCCUUCUAUCGUGCUUCCAAGACCACCAUCGGGCUGGGAGGGGCGUGCAUCGACGAGGGGACCCUGGUGUACGGGACGCACCUGGCCUGCAGGGGCCAUGUGGUCAUCGGGUGGAUCAUCGACGGCCUUCUCGAUGUGGCCGGCGGUGGGCUGGAGAGG